Molecule: messenger RNA, 1933 nt
Organism: Exophiala xenobiotica
Lineage: Eukaryota; Fungi; Ascomycota; Eurotiomycetes; Chaetothyriales; Herpotrichiellaceae
Product: cytosolic Fe-S cluster assembly factor nbp35
Exons: 2
Coding region: 88-1116 (342 amino acids)
Biological process (GO): iron-sulfur cluster assembly
Cellular component (GO): cytosol
Molecular function (GO): ATP-dependent FeS chaperone activity; ATP binding; 4 iron, 4 sulfur cluster binding
Source: RefSeq, a predicted model, not a curated record
CCAGCCUGCGCUUUACAGGAUUUGCUCAUGAAUUAAUUACACCCUCCCUUCAUCCACACUGUAAGGUACCUCCAACUGGGCUAGAGAAUGGCCCCUUCUUUCCAAGAGCCGCUCAAUGAGGCGCUCGAGGCACCUUUGAAGAACAAACCAGAUUUGGUGGCCCCGGAACCUGAACACUGCCCAGGUCCUGAAUCCGAACAAGCCGGACAAGGCGACGCCUGCAAUGGCUGCCCAAAUCAAGCCAUCUGCGCCUCUGCGCCAAAAGGUCCUGAUCCCGACAUUCCACUCAUCACCGAACGCCUGGCUGAAAUAAGACACAAGAUUUUGGUCUUAUCAGGAAAAGGAGGAGUGGGCAAGUCGACAUUUUCGUCCCUCUUAUCACAUGCGUUUGCCGCGAACCCCGAUUCAACUGUAGGAAUCAUGGACACCGAUAUCUGCGGACCCUCUAUACCAAAGAUGAUGGGCGUUGAGAGUGAAACAAUACAUGUGAGCAAUGCUGGUUGGAGUCCGGUCUGGGUAACGGAUAAUUUGGGCGUGAUGAGCGUCCAAUUCAUGCUACCGAACCGAGAUGAUGCGGUCAUAUGGCGUGGCCCGAAGAAAAAUGGAUUGAUCAAGCAAUUUUUGAAGGACGUCGAAUGGGGCGAGCUGGAUUACCUGAUCGUGGACACCCCUCCGGGCACCUCAGACGAGCAUCUGUCUGUGAAUUCAUUUUUGAAGGAAUCGGGCGUGGACGGAGCCGUGGUUGUUACCACUCCACAGGAAGUUUCAUUGUUGGACGUGAGAAAAGAGAUCGACUUCUGCCGGAAAGCAGGCAUUCGUGUUCUGGGAUUGGUCGAGAACAUGUCUGGCUUCGUUUGUCCCAAAUGUACCCACGAGUCUCAGAUAUUCCGAGCAACAACGGGAGGAGGCCAGAAACUGUGUCAGGAUAUGGGCAUUCCUUUCCUUGGAUCAGUGCCUCUUGAUCCUCGAAUAGGCAUGGCCUGCGACCUUGGAGAAAGCUUCAUGGACAGUUAUCCGGAUAGCCCGGCCUGUAAAGCAUUGCGACAGGUUGUGAGGUCGGUCGGCAAACUGAUUGGAGAGGAUCCCGACGAAGUUCUACCAGACGGGCCGAUAUGAGACAGGAAAUGGCUUUUACGUUCCCGAUUUCCCUCUACUGCAACUUCAUCUACUCGUGCCACGAGCACCAGAUCGCAUACCUGCCUCUAACACAGGUUCGACAUCACCGAAACCCUCCCCGUGUCCUCGUGCAGCGCGACGAAGAAGGCACUUCUGCUCUUACAUAUGGGGCCAUGCUGCCACCAGCCGCAGUUGCGUGAGGCGAAAGUUAUACGCAUGGAAGAUCCAUACGUGGAGGGCAUCACUCCGAGUACGACGACGUGGACGAAUUAUCCCGGCGCCUUGCUGUCGUCCAGCGUGGCACAGCUAUCACGCGCCUUUUUGGAUAGAUAUGGGGCAACAUCAGUCGAGCGACAUCCAACCCUCCAGAUGAGACUUGGAGCCCGAGGUAUUGCGCGAGGCAGGAGGUGUCUAUUCCUGAAAACUGGAGGGUCAAUGACGAGGCCGCGUAGACUGCGGGCCAAGGUUCAUAGCACAAACAGCAGGUUCUGUCGAGGAAAAGUCCCAGUAGCAUGUUAUCUGAGACGGCCCACGGGGACAUGGGUAGCACGGCGGCUGAAGGUCAGUGAUGACAAGACUCGAUAGCUUCUAUGGCGACCUCCGGAUGCGAUGCCGGGGAGCACUUUCUUUGCAGGGAAAAGACGAGUCGAGGUGAUGCCAAGGCCCAGGAUGGCAGGUGACAUGCUGAAGGUGGCCUCGGUGGAGGUGGAUUGUCACUCUCGAAACUUCACUUCUCCUGCAUGUUUCAUCUUCUCAAACUCGCCCCUUUUUUCCCUUCUUCACAAUCCUCACCGAAUCGAUCAGAAUCUGAUGCGUC